This is a messenger RNA of Ictidomys tridecemlineatus (thirteen-lined ground squirrel), 12014 nucleotides long. Lineage: Eukaryota; Metazoa; Chordata; Mammalia; Rodentia; Sciuridae. The record is from RefSeq and is a predicted model, not a curated record.
CCCGCAUGCUUCCCCCGUGGUCCACAGUCCCAUCGGUGACCUUGAGUGCCGUCCCCCCAUCUCAGCGGCGGGUAGGGACUCCUUCCCUUUCGGAGCGUCCCCUGAGAUCAGAUAUGUUCCCACUUCCUCCUCCACCUUCAUCCUCUCCAUUGACCUCCAACUCACCUCAUUCCAUCACCUCCUCUAAGCCAGCAGAGCGUCCCACCCCUGUGCCUUUGUUCCCCCAAAUAGCUCCUCCCAACUCCUCCUCAGCUCAGACUGUGGCUAAUGCCCUCAACCCAGCUUUUGACAAAAUGAACCACAUUCCAUCCCCAAAUGCCCAGGGUUCCAUAGGUGUCCCUCAUCUAAGUUUUUCUGGAUCCUUAACAAAGCAGUACUCUGAACUGUCCCCCAAAGAGGGUCCCCACUCUUCAGGCUCACCCACACCUGGGGGUUUGAGCUCCAUGGCAGAAUUGGCCCGUCUGCCUCCCCCGACCCUAGCACCUGGAGGUCUUCCUCGGCUUCCAGGUGGGACCCCCUCAUGGUCCAUGAUGGAAGUGGCUUCGAAUCCUUCAUCCACCCACCCAGUCCACACUGCGGGGGCUAAAAGAGCGCACAAUGGGGUGUCUUUGCCAACUUUUAAGAGCACGGCAGCAGCGACCCAGGCGGCUGAGCUUUCAUUGUUUCGGACUGCAGAAUCAGUGACCAUAGAGAUGACCAGCAGAAAGCUAGCCCCUGCUACUACUGCAAGUGACCCUGCUAACCCACCACAUUUGUCAGCAGAUCCAGAGAAUUCCAGAAGGCCUGCCCUUUCAACCGAACACACAUCUUUGGUGCCUGCUCUGCUGCCUUUCACUCCUCUGGGUCAAGGGCAAGCCGUCCUUUCUGGGACAGUUCCCGCAUCGCCAUCAAAUGGGAAAGGCAACCUUCCCUCCGUGAUUGCCGUCCUUCAGCCUGCAGAAGAGCGGACCUUGCCAUCCCUUGUACCUGAAAUGCCCACACCUCAAGAAGGAGGCCAUGACGGGGCCCCUCCCGCAGCCACAGACUUGUUCCUCUCAAGGAACCUUCCUGAUCUUCUUUCCACAACUUGGACAUCUCCCCUGCAGAAAGAGGUCAGCGUGACAGCCUUUUUAGGGAAAAAUAAAAAGGCAAAUGUAACUAUUCUGAGCAAAGAAGUUCUGAGUCCUCGCACUGUCAAUGGAUUCCGCUCUGACUUUAGCUCCAAUCCAAUGUCAUCUCCCGUCAUUACAACAUCAGGAACAAACCUCCUUCCUUCAGGGUCACCUCCAGCCUCCAGGCCCACCAUUCAGACCACCCACAUGGUUUUCCCAUCUCCUGGCUUCGCCAGCACCAAGUUGGAGACUGACACAGCAGCUGGGGGCCAUUCUGAAUCGCCCGUUUCUGCUUCCAAGCAGGUGACAGCAUCUCCCUCCUCCGCUGAUGCUGAUGAUUUCUCAACAAUGGGAGACAUGAAAAAGCCAACAACCACAGAUGUUUUCUGGAGUUCUCUUUCAGCAAAAACAGGAACCCUUUCCAGAGAUUCCACAAUAUCUGGCUUGCAGCAGCAAACAAGUGAUGGUCCAAAUGGUCACACAAUUAACUCCGCCAGUUGGGAAGUUCGUUCAGCUGCCACUUCUCUUCCCCGGGGUUUUACUUCAGCUGCCAAAGCAGUAAAAUCUCAGAACAUCAAAGAUACUGCUGGGCAAUCAGUGGCUGCAGAAGGUUUCAACUUCCAAGAUCUGGUCCUUAGGACAAGCACCAACCAGCCUGUGCAGCAGUUGGAUGUCACCUUGGCCGGAAAUCAUACAGACUUCUGGCCCACAAGCCAUCACCACCAUCCCAGAGACUUCCAAACAGCCAAGGUUGAAUAUUACCCAUCCACAAGUCAACGUUCUGCCCAGUCAAGCCAUCCUCUUUGGCUGACCUGGCCACGUCUAUCUUCUACAACAAGCUUGCAGGACAUGCUUUCCGAUGGAACGGAUACAGGGUCCCACAUUUCCAGUGACAUCUACCCAUCACCCAGAAUAAAUACUUCCACGUCAUUCCGGAGCAAUCUUGGCCCUCAGUCAGCUGCUGAAUCUCCUCCUCUAUCCACCAGUGCCUUCCCCAGGACCCCCUCCAAAGUGCUGCAAGCUUCUCAGCACCCCAAGAAAUGGACAGGUGCCACCACUAAUGCAGUGGACUCCUCGGUGUCAUCCAAGGUAGAGCCAACAACAGCAGCAGCAGCAGCAGCCGCGGCCACAUGGUUUCUGAGGAAGUCGAGUCCACAGGCGCUAUCUGCGGCCCUGGUGGCCAAGGGCACCGGCAGCAGCGGCUUAACCAAGAGCGGUUCCACCACUGCUCUAGCUAAAAAUGUCACCAACAAGGCAGCAUCUGGCCCAAAGGCAACAGCAGGGGCGAUCCAUACAGCCCUCCCGUUCACGCCAACCUACAUGUUUGCCAGAACAGCACACACCAUGAGCACACACACAGCCAUGCAGGGGGACACGGGUGCUGCCUCGGGCCUGUUGUCCACAACACACCUCCCCAGGAAGCCACAAGCCAUGCACACAGGCCUCCCAAACCCCACCAAGCCAGAGACGCCGAGGGCAUCCACCCCUCGCCCGCUGACGGUCACCGCAGCGUUGACCUCCAUUACCGCAUUAGUGAAGGCCACCCGCUUGCCCCCUUUGCAAGCAGAAAACACGGAUGCUUCUCUCCCUGCUUCGUCCACUGCGGUGGUCACAACUGGCAAAACGGCGUCCAACCUGGAAUGUCAGAUGUCUGAUAAACUCCUGGUGAAGACAGUUCUCUUUAUAACCCAAAGGAGAGGGCAGAGCCUUGAGUCCCUGAAGCUCAAUGUAGCCAGAGGGCUCACGCAGGCAUUGCGGAAGGCUUUCCACCAGAACGACGUCUCUGCUCACGUGGACAUUCUGGAACAUUCUCACAACAUCACAGUUGGUUAUUAUGCUACCAAAGGAAGGUUGGUAUACUUGCCUGCUGUUGUGAUAGAAAUGCUGGGUGUUUAUGGAGUCAGCAACGUCACUGCAGAUCUGAAGCAACAUACCCCAAACUUACAGUCUGUGGCCGUCCUUGCCUCCUCAUGGAAGCCCCAGCCUGCAGGCUACUUCCAGCUGAAAACAGUGCUACAGUUUGUGAGCCAGUCAGAUAACAUACAUUCCUGCAAGUUUGCUCAGACCAUGGAGCAGCGGCUGCAGAAGGCAUUCCAGGAUGCUGAGAGGAAGGUCCUGAAUACCAAAAGCAACCUGAUGGUUCAGAUUGUGAGCACGUCCAACGCCUCGCAGGCCGUCACCUUGGUGUACGUCGUGGGCAAUCAGAGCACAUUCCUCAAUGGCACGGUGGCCAGCAGUCUCCUGAGCCAGCUCUCAGCCGAGCUGGUGGGAUUCUACCUCACCUACCCACCGCUCACCAUUGCUGAACCACUGGAAUAUCCCAACCUUGAUACAUCAGAAACAACUAGAGACUACUGGGUGAUUACAGUGCUGCAGGGCGUGGACAACUCGCUGGUGGGCCUCUACAACCAGAGUUUUGCCCGGGUUAUGGAGCAACGCCUGGCCCAGCUCUUCAUGAUGUCCCAGCAACAAGGCCGGCGAUUUAAACGGGCUACCACCCUGGGAAGCUACACUGUGCAGAUGGUAAAGAUGCAGCGUGUUCCAGGACCAAAGGACCCAGCAGAACUGACUUACUACACUCUGUACAACGGGAAGCCACUGCUGGGGACCGCAGCUGCCAAGAUCCUGAGCACCAUUGACUCCCAAAGGAUGGCCUUGACCCUGCAUCAUGUUGUCCUUCUGCAAGCUGACCCUGUGGUGAAGAACCCCCCUAACAACCUGUGGAUCAUUGCGGCAGUGCUGGCGCCCAUCGCCGUGGUCACGGUCAUCAUCAUCAUCAUCACUGCUGUGCUCUGUAGGAAGAACAAGAACGACUUCAAGCCAGACACUAUGAUAAACCUGCCGCAGAGAGCAAAGCCCGUACAAGGCUUUGACUAUGCCAAGCAGCACCUGGGCCAGCAAGGGGCAGAUGAGGAGGUCAUCCCUGUGACUCAGGAAACGGUAGUCCUCCCCCUGCCCGUUAGAGAUGCUCCUCAGGAAAGAGACAUGGCUCAGGACGGGAGCACCAUCAAGACAGCCAAGUCCACGGAAACCAGAAAAAGCAGGUCGCCCAGUGAGACUGGCUCUGUCAUCAGCAACGAAUCAGGGAAGCCCAGCUCAGGGAGACGCUCACCCCAGAACGUAAUGGCACAGCAGAAAGUGACAAAGGAGGAGGCAAGGAAGAGAAAUGUGCCAGCGAGUGAUGAAGAGGAGGGACCUGUCCUCUUUGACAACUCUGGCAAGGUGGCUGCUGAUCCCUUCGACACGUCCUCUGGGUCUGUGCAGCUCAUUGCAAUCAAACCCGCAGCCCUCCCCGUGGUACACCCCACCUCGGACAGGAGCCAGGAGACCUCAGCCGUCCUCAACGGGGAGGUGAACAAAGCCCUGAAACAGAAGUCAGACAUCGAGCACUAUCGGAACAAACUGCGCCUCAAAGCCAAGAGGAAGGGGUACUAUGACUUCCCCCCCGUGGAGGCAAACAAGGGUCUGACCGAGAGAAAAAAGAUGUAUGAAAAAUCCCCAAAGGAAAUGGAGCAUGUUUUGGAUCCAGACCCGGAGCUGUGCGCUCCCUUCGCGGAGUCUAAAAACAGGCAACAGAUGAAGAACUCUGUCUACCGAAGCCGGCAGUCUCUGAACAGCCCGAGUCCAGGAGAAACCGAGAUGGACCUUCUGGUCACUCGAGAGCGACCCCGGCGUGGCAUCCGUAACAGUGGAUACGAUACUGAACCUGAAAUCAUAGAGGAAACCAACGUUGACAGAGUUCACGAGCCGCGGGGCUACGCCAGGUCGAGGCAGGUGAAAGGCCACUCGGAGACCUCCACGCUGAGCUCCCAGCCCUCCAUCGAUGAGGUCAGGCAACAGAUGCACAUGCUCCUGGAGGAGGCCUUCAGCCUGGCGUCCGCGGGCCACGCAGGCCAGAGCCGACACCAGGAGGCCUAUGGCUCUGCCCAGCACCUGCCCUACUCGGAGGUGGUGACCAGUGCACCAGGGACCAUGACUCGGCCCAGGGCCGGGGUGCAGUGGGUGCCCACCUACCGCCCAGAAAUGUACCAGUACAGUCUGCCCCGGCCGGCUUACAGGUUUUCCCAGCUUCCUGAGAUGGUCAUGGGCUCUCCCCCUCCACCUGUACCUCCCCGGACUGGCCCCGUGGCUGUUGCUUCUCUCAGGCGGUCCACCUCAGACAUCGGCAGCAAGACCCGAAUGGCCGAGUCCGCAGGUCCUGAGCCAGCCCAGCUGCAGGACAGCGCCUCGUUUGCACAGGUGUCCAGAGGUCCCGUGUCCGUGACACAGUUGGAUCAGUCUGCUUUAAAUUACUCAGGUAACACGGUGCCGGCAGUGUUUGCCAUCCCAGCUGCCAACAGACCCGGCUUCACUGGCUACUUCAUCCCCACGCCUCCCUCGUCCUACAGGAGCCCAGCCUGGAUGUCCUACGCAGGAGAGAAUGAGCUCCCAAGCCAGUGGGCCGAUUCGGUCCCCCUCCCCGGGUACAUCGAGGCCUACCCCCGGUCCCGGUAUCAGCAGAGCUCGCCCUCCAGGCUUCCCCGCCAGUACAGCCAGCCCACCAACCUGCACCCCAGCCUGGAGCAGGCCCCCGUGGCCUCCGCAGCGGCCUCGCAGCAGAGCCUGGCAGAGAACGACCCGCCUGACACCCCGCUGACCAACAUCUCCACCGCGGCCCUGGUGAAGGCCAUCCGCGAGGAGGUGGCCAAGCUGGCCAAGAAGCAGACGGACAUGUUUGAGUUCCAGGUCUAAUGCCUUGGCCCCGUGGGACUCUGCACUUCUAGACUCCAAGGAAGCAGGCUUUGGGUCACUCACACCCAAUGUGUGGGGACUUGAGACAUGGACAAUGGGUGAAUCUCACCCUCAGCAAAGGUGAACAGGGGGGCUUCUGAGAAACAGAGGACGUUCGUGAACGCCUGGAUUCUUGGUUUGUGCAACUGACGGUGGGUCAAGACGUCCCUGCUUGGGACCAUGUGAGUGAUACUCUGUUAGGCCGAGUGUUUGAAUCAUCCUUAGGGUCUAUUUCUCUAAGGAGCCUUAGUCAUAAGAGGCACUAGCUAAUGUACAGAUUCCUGUCCAAUGCUACAUUUUAAUAAAUCACCAGAAGGGGGAGAACCCAGCUCUAUCUUCGGUGACCUCUGCAUGUUAACUCUUUCCGUGUUAAAGGCAAUGUAGGAGUGUGAAUUAAGCACCAGCCUGUACUCUCUCACUCAGCCACGACCAUGAUCACUAACGUCAUCUCUAGCCUGUAAGGGAGACACCGACUCCAGCCAAGAAACUUGAGUCCCUUUGCUUUUAAAGGCUCAGAUUCAAAGUCAAAUGAAUUGGAUGAAAAUCAGUACCAGUGGCUAUGCCUAUAAAUAGCCGUGAUCUCUUUCUUCCCUGUGAAUUCAAGGUGGGGAAAGAGAGAAGAUGAGCAGGAAGGGUGGAUUCGUGUUGACAGAGUUUUUAAAAGGUGUUGUCAUUUUGGAAAUAGAGUACCCUCCAAGUUGGGAUCUAAUGGAAAGAGAGAAAUCAGUGCCAAGAGCUUUUAGGGUCCUACAAAAGAAAAACAUUACUUGUGGAGGGUUUUCUUUUGCCGGCUUUGAAGGUGGCACAAGAACAGAGCUUCUGUCUUUGGGGGGGAUAAUAGAUGCAUUGACUUUUCCAAGAAAAUCUUCUCUCUUCAACAGCGAUGUGCUGCCAGCAUGUGCUGCCGAAUGGUGCAAAAGGAAAUAGUCACCGAUUCCUGUUAGAAACUCGAGUCGUAACCUCACAGUCGUCCCAGGCCGCGGCCUCUGUUUAUAGAAGCUUCCAAAUAUAGGAAAUCUGUUGAUAGGAGUUUCAACAUAAAUAACUUUUUACAAAGUGUGUGGAGUUCACCAGUUCUCCAUAGCUGAUGGAUGUAGGAAGACACUUGCUGAAGUGACAGGGGUCCUACCUUGUGACCAGGACGUUCCGUGUCACCCUCCCUGGCAUGGAGAUGUUGAUCUCCAGACCUCUGGGUGGAAGACUUCGCCCACAGCACUGGGUGCCAACCACUGAUUACCUGUCAUGCAAGCAAGAUAGCUACUGACUGUGGGUCACAGAGGGACCAGGGGCACUAGGCUCCCUGCCUGACUUUGGGAGCCACGUAUGGUGUUGGGGGCUUGCUUGGUGUCUGUUGGAGAACGAGGUCCUGUCCUGCCUUUACCCAUGAUCCAUCAGCUUCAGCUUGCCCAUUCCCUUCUGAGCCCACCUUCCCAUUGUCCUCAUGAGUUUCUUUGGUCUUUACUGAAAGAAGCAGGUGAAAAUAGAAAAGUCGAGGAAGAGUAGGAACAGAACCAUAUUUGAAUGGGAGAUUCAAGCUGUCAAAGCACAGGCUUUUCCAAGAAGCUGUUUUUAUUUCCCCAUGGCAAAUAGCCCUUGUUUAGAGAUGAUGUGUCAUGGAAUUCCCCAAACAAGACUCUUGUUCGGAUGAUAUUAGGUAGUGUCCUUUUAGUAUGCUGGUAGAUCUUUCAUAGUGUUAGUUUUUUGUUACUUAAAAAGAAAUCAGCUAUAAAUAAAAUGUAUUUUUGUAAUUUCCACGUUGUAUAUAUGGUAUAUUUCUACCAAUGGCCAGUUGUUGUAGUCCAAAACCUAAGUCAGCUUGCAGAACACUGUGGACAGUGCGAGAUUUUACUGACAGAUUCACACGAUGCCUAAGGCUAUCCAAAUAGGCAUCCAAUGCACUUGAAUGAACAAAGAGCCAAAGAAACUCAGCCUUUUCAUGCAAAUGGUAUGAGUCUGAUAAAAUCAGCUACAUUGUCCUGCUUUAUCAAUAAUAUCAAUAUUUCAUCAGUGCAAUGAUAUUAACCCAGUACUUUGUCUGCUUGGUAAAUGCCUGGAAAUACUGUAUGCAAAAAUGAAAUUUCAAGACCUGAGUGUCAUUGAAAUAUAUGUACAUGUUUCAAAAGACAGUGUCUGAGCUUUGGAUGUUCCAGUGACACACAGACCAUAAAUCUAUAGUUUGCAGUGGUGUGACUCCAGAUGGCUAAGGGGAUGAAGCUCUAGAUAUCACAGUCUUUGCAGAAACAGGUGGUCCCCACUUGAAACGCUUGAGAAAACUUCAAAUAUAGUGUGCUAUAUCAGACACUCACUUAAAUCAGAUGUCAUGGGUUCAAGAAAAAAUCUUUGAAAGGAAAAACUUACAUUGAAAAGAAAUCUGUUCAUGUUUUCCCACCAAUGGGGAAGCAGAGUCAUUGGGUGGUUUUCUGAGACUAAGAUGUGGUCCCUUCUCUGAAGAGUCUCCUAACCUUAUGGAGAUGACAGGUGCCUGGCCAGGUGACUCUGAGAAAAGACAGUUAGUCAAAAGUGCCUCAUGGAGGUAAAAAUAGGAUUCCGUGAGAGCUCAGAGGAGGCAGCAGUGACCUCCGUGUUCAUCGUGAUCCUCCAGGCAGACGCAGAAGCCAUAACGACCUCCAUGACUUGGAGGAGGAAGUCUGGACGGGUGGAGGAACUGGCCUGGAGGAUUCACCAUCCAACUUGCUCUCCAUCUUCCAUGCUGCCUGCACACAUCGGCGACACAUUCCUUUGUGCCUGCAAGUUUCAAAAAUAGACAAGGGUCCUAUGAGGGACUUCUUAAUGUUCUUGCCAAGGCAACAUAUGGUGGAGUAUGUCAGGAACUUUGGAUACAGUUCUUUGGAUACAGAGGACAAUACCUUUGGGGCCUAAUAAACAUUUUCUCAGCAUUGGUUUUGAUGCAAGUUUUUCUGCAUUCAUGAAAAAGAAAUGCAUUUUGGCUUUCCCCCAGAGAGUCCUAUCCAGGAAAUGGUGUCCUCCACUCUUGUUCAGAACUGGGGUGGGGAGGGGGUGUGUGAAUUCUUAUCUUGGCACAGGCAGGAGAGCACUGACAGCUUGUCAUUGUGAGAUAGCAGAUGCUGUGCUCUGCAUCUGGGGAGGCAAUCCAGAGGUGCAGGAACACAGAGGUCUAUUGUGUGGCCUGGCACCUGUGAUCUGAGGCAUGUGCAAUAACAAGACAGCAACUGUUACCUGUGGGGAAGAGCUGCCUCUUCAAGGGUGGAUUAUAUAAGAAUCAAUUCUCUAUUCCGGGGAGGAGUUAUCUUGUGCGUUUGUUAUUUUAAGAAUCCAGCAAAAGGGCAUGUAGUUUCUGAAUAAUCUUGAUGGAAGAAAUGAAAUCAUUUGAUAUAUUAUUUAAAAAAAAAAAAAAGAAAAAAGCUCUUCUGAGAGAGAGCCUGUAGAAUAGAAGGGGCGAGAAAUCUAAAUACCUUCUGAAAGAAAUGCUUUUCUAACUUUAAGGCAGAAAUUGGAGAAGUGGAUCAAAACUUUUAAUACCAAUUAAUACUAAUUACAUAUAAAUGAGCUUCUUUUUUUUUUUCUACGUAGCACACAGGUGCUCAAAGUUCAAUGAGUGCAUUUUUUAAAGUUUGAUGACAGGAUCUGAACUUAACCCUAAAUUCCUCCUACCACACACCAGAAAAUAAUUUGGAGUUCCCCCACAAAAUACAGCUAAAGACUUUAAAGAAGGAUAAUAAUUUGGCUUGGAAUAGGGACUGAGUGGGGUCUACGUAUUGCAAGUUAAAUUCUGCCCUUCAGUCCAACCUCAGAAGUAUUCUGGUCAAGGAAUUUUGCAGGGACGAGAAACCCAUUUACACUCGCACAAUGUGGACGUUGACUGAAAGAAUUCAGGAACAUUUCACUAAACGCAGCUCCCUGGCGGCAAGGGAUGGAGGCAGCCGCCCUGGCGCACACGCUCUUGCUCCUUCAGGGUCUCUCCUCAUGGAGCUCAUCCGUUUCUCUCUGCACAUCUGCUCGGAUCUCGUGCUUCCCGUGGCAUACUCAUUAGCAAAUAUGUAGCUAACGAACCCACCCCAGGACCCACACUACUUGGCCUUUUCUUCCUUCCCAGAGCCCACCCCUCUGACUAGCAUCUCUGUGGCCUCGAAGGUAAAUUCUGAAGAAUCUGAUUGGCCCAGUUCAUCUGGCUCUGGGUGAGCCUCCUUGGGGUCAGGUGCCUGCCUAUCCAAUCAGCCAUGACUGAGAGUCCAGGUCCUGUCAUACAAGUAUGGCUUCCUGGGUUGACCCUUUCAAGGGGAGUUUAGAGGUGGGGAGGAUUAGUACCCAAAGGAAGGAGUAUGACUGGGCAGGAUCUUCUAAGGGAAAUGGAAAUGACGAGUCCUGCUAGAAUGCUACAGAGAAGGCAGUAUUCAGAGGGCAAUCCCUAUGGAUGCUGCCAAAGAGAGAAAGAGCAUUCUCACUUGCCUAUCAGGUGAGAGUACAUCCACUUGGGACCCUAGUAGACUGGCCUGAACUGCCCUGGCCGCUCUGACCCCAACACCAGUUACUGAAUACUGCUGCUGGGCCUAAGAAGGGAUUUCUGACCAAGGCCCAGUUAGCACAAUGUCUUUCUCAGCAGACAAUAAAUACUUGUAAAAUUGAAUUGCAUGAUCUUAGCUCAGGUGCUAUUAACGUGGCUCAUGGCCACACACUUGCAUGGAUGAGAAAACCAAUGAGCCUCUCAAUAGAGUCUUUUGAAACAAAAUUGGUUUCAAGUGAAACUGAUAUUAUAGUGGCUCUGACCUUCUGGAUAUAAUAAGUUAGUGUCCUGAGAAUUGAAAGGUCUCUUGAUUUCUUAGGUGAACUGUUACAGAAUGCUAGACCAUUGUGGGCUGGGGAUAUAGCUCAGAUGGUAGAGUGCUUGCCUUGCAUGCACAAGGCCCUGGGUUCAAUCCCCAGCACUACAGAGGGAAAAAAAUGCUAAUUGAUAAAUACUAAAAUGUAGGGUGUUUCUGAGAAGGAAUAUUUAGGAAAUAUAAUUGUGCCAGAAACAAAUUCUCUUAGGAGAUAUUGAGUCACUUUGGUUCUGCAGGUUUUAAAGAUAAAGAAAUCUUUAGUGAGGCAGAAUUUGUCUCCAAAGGUCAGACCCAUACUUUAGUGAGAGCCAUUAUACAAUAAAAUCUAGAUAUUGAUUAUUUUCAUUCUCUGACCUUGGUUACAGACUUUUGUAAAUCAUGGAGGGAGGCCAUUGAUGUAUUUUACAUAAAUUAACCCUGGGCUCGCCUUACUUUUCCUCAACUUUUCCUUCUGUCUAAACUCACCUCCACCCCCCUACACAAUUUGAGUGGAGAAAAAAAAAUUGUACCCAAGAGAAUCAGAGGAGUAUCAAUGGACUGGGAAUUUUAAAGAGAUGUAAAUAUUCUAGACUUCAAGCAACUCACUUUGAAUUUGUCUUUAAUUCCUCAUCUAUCAAAAGGGUAUAACAUCUGUACUUCCUACCUCCCGUGCUGGUUGUGAGGAACCCAUAGAAUAAUGUAUCUGAAAAAUGUCUGGGCAUGGUGGCUCAUGCCUGUAAUCCCGGUGGCUCACGAGACUGAGUCAGGAGAAUCACGAGUUCAAAGCCAGCCUCAGCAACAGUGAGGAGCUAAGCAACUCAGUGAGAUCCUGAUUUAAAUAAAAUACAAAAUAGGGCUGGGGAUGUGGCUCAGUGAUUGAGUGCCUCUGAGUUCAGCCCUAAAAAAAAAAGUAUCUGAAAAUGGUUUGAGAAAUAUAUUUGAAGGAAUUCCCACUAAAGUAUUAGCUUCACAGUUCAGUUUUAUCCAGCAAAAUAGUUCAGCUCCUCCAACCACUGAAUGGAGUUUUAUUAUCAUGGGUUCCAUGACAAGACUUAAGGAAAAAUAAAGAAAUUCCUAAGUUUGGAAUUGCUCACAAAAGCCAGCCCCGUGUGGAGUUGGAGGGUGUGUAAGUUUGUGUAAGUACGUGUAUGUGUGCUUUCACUCUGGGUGCAAAGCCCAGACUGUGAUUCUUUCCAAUCACGUUAGACACAUUGGGCAAAGUACUGAGCAGAAGCUUUGAAUGUAGCUGUUGUUAUUUUAAUGCUUUGCUUUCUAAUUAACUUUGUACGUCCUUUGCCUCUGCCGGGAACAGAGUGUUCAUAUGCUGUUAGAAUUUUUUAUUGUAAAAUAAAAUGACAAAGGCUUUCAUACCCCA